AUGGCAUUUCUUGUUCAAUAUGUAGUAAUACGUGGUGAUAUUCUUAAAGAUUUAAAAUGGCCGGUGGGAGCUUUAAUUACACAAGCAUGCCAUGCAGUUGCUGCUGUUACACAUUUGUAUUAUAACGAUGAAGACACACAACUCUAUUUUAAAGACUUGGAUAACAUGCAUAAAGUAGUAUUAGAAGCGCCAGAUGAACAGAGCCUUAUUCAUUUGAAGACCAAACUUGAAGAAAAUGCAAUUAAACAUAAAUUAUGGAUUGAACAGCCUGAGAACAUACCUACUUGUUUAGCGGUUAAACCAUAUCAAAAGGAAGAAAUUCAAAAAUAUUUUAAGAAAUUUAAAUUGUUUAAGGGUUAA
Messenger RNA from Sitophilus oryzae (rice weevil), 360 nucleotides. Its product is annotated as putative peptidyl-tRNA hydrolase PTRHD1. NCBI's taxonomy places the organism in Eukaryota, Metazoa, Arthropoda, Insecta, Coleoptera, Curculionidae. Bases 1 to 360 code for a protein of 119 amino acids. Gene Ontology annotation, molecular function: peptidyl-tRNA hydrolase activity. The transcript has a single exon. The record is from RefSeq and is a predicted model, not a curated record.